Molecule: messenger RNA, 324 nt
Organism: Rangifer tarandus platyrhynchus (Svalbard reindeer)
Lineage: Eukaryota; Metazoa; Chordata; Mammalia; Artiodactyla; Cervidae
Source: the annotation of a GenBank genome assembly
AUGCCAAAGCUGGAGAAGGGGAGCAGUGAGAACCUUGGUUCUGCUGCACUGUGGAGGGACGGGCUAAAGGAGGAAGUAGUUGAAGUCCCUGAAAUCAUGCUCCCCAAUUCCACACUUCUCCAGCCACAUUUCUCGAACUGGAGAAGGAAGCUUUCCUCUGCCAAUCACAUAGCAGACCUAGAGUCCCUGACCUUGGAAGGCAACACUACUGGCCAAAGGUGUAGAAGGAUCCAGAGAGCUUUAGCUGAGUUCUUGGGUGACGGGUGCGUGUUGAUGCCCUGUGAAAGCAGUCUUUGUUUGAAGAUGAGGUCGCUGAUGGAGUAA